CCAAUAGCCUAUCGUCUCUUCAUGAGCCAAUAGCAGUCGCUGUCCGACAUCACCGUGCAUCUUAUUUCCGUACCAUUGCAGUACCAACAUCAUGGCUAGGGGAAUUCCGCCUGUGGGUUCGGCCAUUCCGGCCAACCCCUACCCCAAGCCACGAGAUAUUCAAGCCACGCACACUGAAUGCGAGUUGUGCCAGCGUUCCAUCAUGACCAAAGACUGGGCCGCUCAUCGCGUCUCCAAGAAGCACCGCGCUCUUGAUGACGCCUCACGCGACAAGGAGAACCAGAAGGGGAACGCCACUGGUCUAACCCAGUUCACAGACGACCCGAUCAAUAGUGACUCCAAUGAAUUCGGCGGCAACUGGGGAGACACUUCAUUCGAUACCAGUGCCUCCAACACUGGGCUUGAUAGUGGCUCUGGAAACGAUGCCUGUUAUGGCUGUGGUGAGAUGGGCCACAGCAAACGCGACUGCCCCAAGGGUGGAGGCGGCCAGCGUGGAUGCUUCAACUGUGGUGACGUUGGGCAAGUCACAAGAAAUCCAAUAAUUCACAACAAAGUCGACUGCCACAACCCACGUCAGGGUGGGGGGGCUGGAGAUCGUGCCUGUUAUGGUUGUGGCGAAGUUGGACACAGCAAGCGUGACUGCCCUAAUGGAGGUGGUGGCGGAGGCGGUGGCAGAGGCGGUGGUGCUUGUUAUAAUUGCGGUGAGGCCGGCCAUAGCAAGCGUGACUGCCCUCAGGGUGGUGGAGGAGGAGCAGGCGGCGGCGGUGGCAACGGCCAGUGCUUCAACUGCUACGAGUAUGGCCACCGGAAGAUUGAGUGCCCCAAUGAACGUGUGUUGAAGUGUAGGAACUGCGAUACGGUUGGUCAUAUUAGCAGAGAUUGUCCUGAACCCAAAGACUGGUCCAAAGUUCAAUGCAACAACUGCAAGAAUAUGGGACACACUUCCAAGCGCUGCACUGAACCCUCAGCUGAAGAGACAGGCUGCGGUGAGGGUGGUGGACAUAGCGGCGGAGUCUCUGCUACUGGCGGAUGGGAAAAUGGGGGAGGUAAUGCAAGCAUUGAGCCCACAAGCAUCGAAGCAGCUGGCGAUUGGGCCGACGAUGGUGCGGGAGGCGCUGACACCUGGGGUGGUGCGCAGAUUUCUACCUGGUAAACUCACUAUUUUACCGGGUGGACUUCUCCCGUCCACAAUACUUCAAUUUCGAAGAUGCGGAGUUCUUCACGGAUCAUAGCUCUUCGCCAAUCAUGGGGUUGAUAGUUUUGGUUGCACAUAUCCUUCUACGAUGGCUAUGGUGUAAUCGGAUUUCAAAGUUGGGAACAUACUGAG
This is a messenger RNA of Lindgomyces ingoldianus, 1327 nucleotides long. RefSeq lists its product as uncharacterized. NCBI's taxonomy places the organism in Eukaryota, Fungi, Ascomycota, Dothideomycetes, Pleosporales, Lindgomycetaceae. The transcript has 7 exons. Gene Ontology annotation, molecular function: mRNA binding; single-stranded RNA binding; zinc ion binding. The coding region runs from base 92 to 1153 and encodes 353 amino acids. Gene Ontology annotation, biological process: positive regulation of cytoplasmic translation. The record is from RefSeq and is a predicted model, not a curated record. Gene Ontology annotation, cellular component: cytoplasm.